This is a messenger RNA of Silurus meridionalis, 6235 nucleotides long. Its product is annotated as insulin receptor substrate 1-B. Gene Ontology annotation, biological process: insulin receptor signaling pathway. Gene Ontology annotation, cellular component: plasma membrane; cytosol. Lineage: Eukaryota; Metazoa; Chordata; Actinopteri; Siluriformes; Siluridae. Gene Ontology annotation, molecular function: phosphatidylinositol 3-kinase binding; insulin receptor binding. The record is from RefSeq and is a predicted model, not a curated record.
ACGCUCAAGUUGACUUAAAAGGCAACGUUUUCUGCCAGUGAAAUCUGAUUCUGGUUGGCAACCUCGUCUUGUGAAGCUCGUCUCCCCUCCUAUUUGGUACCCGCACACGCUUACACACACACACACGCACGCUCUUUAACUAGGGGGACGGGCGGUGAGUGACAGGCCGCGCGGUAGCAGCAGAGGAGAUGAUUAUCAUACUGUAAAUUUAUACGAUUCAGUCCUGGCUAGACGGACCUUCUCUCAGCUUCACACACUUGGAUGAGACGAUCUUGGUGAUGACAUUGCCACCCCGUCGCCUUGGCACGGGACAAAAUAUAAGUGACGACCGUCUGACUUUUCCCGAAAAAAGAGAUUGAAAGAGAGUAAGUGUAUGAGAGAUAGAGAAAGAGAGAGAGAGGAACGCAACGAGGCGAGCUCGUGUGAAUGAAUGAGGACGGCGCAGGACUGAGCGAGCGCGAUGGAGAGCGAGGCUCCGACUUGCGAGGACGUGCGGAAGAGCGGCUACCUCCGCAAGCAGAAGUCCAUGCACCGGCGCUACUUCGUGCUGCGCUCGGCCUCGGAGCGCGGGCCGGCCCGCCUCGAGUACUACGAGAGCGAGAAGAAGUUCCGCGGCGGCAAAGCGGCGGCGCCCAAGCGCGCGCUCGCGCUCGAGGCGUGCUUCAACAUCAACAAGCGCGCGGACGCCAAGCACAAGCACAUGAUCGUGCUGUACACGCGCGCCGAGAGCUUCGCCGUGGCCGCCGAGAGCGAUGCGGACCAGGACGAGUGGUACCGCGCGCUGCUCGAGCUGCACUGCAAGAGUAAAGCACUGUGCGAUGGUAAUUCUGGAGAUUAUGGAGUUCCAUCUCCUGGGCCUGCGUUUAAGGAGGUCUGGCAAGUUAAAGUUUGGCCAAAAGGUCUUGGACAAGCUAAAAACUUAGUGGGUAUAUACAGACUCUGCCUAACAGAGAAGACAGUCAACUUUGUCAAACUCAACUCAGAUGCAGCAGCUGUCGUGUUACAGCUAAUGAACGUGAGACGUUGUGGCCACUCAGAAAAUUUCUUUUUUGUGGAGGUUGGCAGAUCAGCAGUGACUGGCCCUGGAGAAUUCUGGAUGCAGGUGGAGGAUUCAGUUGUGGCACAGAACAUGCAUGAGACUCUACUUGAAGCCAUGAAAGCCCUCAGUGAGGAGUUUCGCCAGCGCAGUAAAUCACAGUCUACUACAGCAGGAGCUGGGGGUGGUGCUACUGCAUCUAAUCCAAUAAGUGUUCCAUCUCGUCGCCACCAUCAAAACCCUCCACCCAGCCAAGUGGGAUUCAUCAGACGACCUCGCACAGAGCCACCGGGAGCCACUGGAGGAGGAGGUGGAAACAGCAAUUUUUGCUCCAGUGAUGGAGCAAAAAUAGAUGAGGGUAUUAAUGCAGGGACAAAGGGUGUUAAUAACAGUUCAAGUCCCACCACAAAUGGGUCUUGUUCCACCACGCCCAUUCUGAGGUCUACAUCUGUACGUGCUCCCACACCAGUCAAGGCACAGCAUACUCUGAUGAGGUCCGUCUCGACUCCAGCCCCUUCACCUGCACAGAACCUCUUCUACUCAGGCAAUGGAUCUGAUUUUGGAGCCACAAGUCAUGAAACCACUGCAGCUGGUGGGGAUGGAAAUGGAAGCACUUACAAUCAAAUGCCUCUCCGUCAGCCUUCGGUUUCUGGUUCACUUAGUGAUUAUGGUUCUUCAGAUGAAUAUGGUUCCAGCCCAGGUGAGCAUUCUUUGCUGACUGCAGCCAUUCAGGCAGGGUCUGUAGGUAGCUCAGGUGGGAAUGAAGCUUCCAACUAUAUUCUUAUGGCACAGAAAGGGGCAUCCAAUUCACUGCCAACUGACAACUCUCUGACACAGACUAGAAGGGUGUUAAGACGGUCUUCAGGUCGUGAAUGUGAUCCUGAACGUAGGAUGGUCAGCAAAAGGGCGUCUCUGCCACCCAUGGCCCUUGAGAGACUUGGCACUUACCGCAGAGGAGGAGAUCUAGAGAUUGAGGAAGACAACUAUGCUAUAAUGUCUCGAAGUACCAGCCGUGAGUCUUUCAGCUCACACCAGGAUUCAGAAUCAACUGUUGGUGGAACCAGAUAUCUGGAUGUUGCUGCAGAGUCCAAAGCUGAAGCAGGAAACUGCGAAACAGAUGGACCGACAGUUACUGCUAAUGGUAAUGGAGGGGGUGACAAUGGUUACAUGUCCAUGUUGCCAGGAGUAACAGCCCCUCCAGUGUCCCUCUCUCACUCACUAUCCAUAGCAGUGUCCGACUCUAAACCUGCAGAUGACUAUAUGGCUAUGACUCCCAACAAUACUAUCUCACUUCCUCAGCAGAUUCACCUUCCUACUUCUACCACAGAUGGCUAUAUGAUGAUGUCUCCAAAUAGCAGCUGUUCCCCUGAUCAGCGUGUAGUUUCAGGAGCCUGGAUUGGCAGGAAUAGUGCAGACAGUAGGUCUGGCAGUGAUUAUAUGAACAUGUCACCUAUCAGUGUUCGUGCCAACAGCACUCCCUCUCCUCAAGAGUCUCUUACAGCAUCUGAAAAACUUUCUCACCAACCUCCUCCCAAAAUGGUAUAUUCUUACUAUUCUCUACCCCGUUCUUAUAAACACAGUAGCCCUAAACAAUUUGAUGAUGGUUUAGGAAGAGGAAAAUGUCUAGGCAGUGAACAUGGAAAUAGUCAAGUUCUUGGCAGUUGUAGGGGCACAUCUAAUUAUCAAGAACCUGGAGGUGGACGGCACUUGUCUUUUUCCUCUUCAUCAUACUCAUCCAGUUCAGCUAGCAGUGAAAGUCUGGGGGAGGGGGAGGAAAAGCUCACCCAGGUGAGAAAAACAUCUUCAGGAGCUAAAGUAAAGUAUAGUGGGGCUCUACAGCAGAGAUUGGGGUCUUCAGCAGCUAAACAUGCACAGGGCCAGAGGAAUCGUCCUCUUAGUUUGUUUGUGGAUGUUUCUAAAGCCAAUACCUUACCAAGGGUCCGUGAGACCCCAGUCCCACCUGAGCCUAAAAGUCCUGGUGAGUAUGUCAGUAUAGAGUUUAAGAAUGAAAGAAGCAUCAGAGAAGUAGUUAGAGGACCUAGACAGGGUGGCUCCAUUCCUGCCAGCUCACAACGGCUCUUGCCUAGGCCCACCUCUUGUGUGGCUGGUUUCUUACCACAUCCUUGCAGCCCCUCUUCUGCUGUCCCUCCAUCUGUUGCUUCAGAAUAUGUCAACAUGGAGCUAGGAGCUCCCCCUUCACCAUCAUCCUUCUCCCUCACUCCCCUUGGUUUCCCUUCUUUUCCCAUACCUCCAACGCCACCUACAUCAGCACCCAAAGCUUGGGAUGAGCAGGAAUUAGCUCCACAAAAUGAAGAAGAGACUGAGGUGGAAAUGGUACAUUCUGGACACAGGUCUCUAUCGACCUCUGAGUCACUCGACUCUCCUAUACCAUGCGCUGACUAUACAGAAAUGGUUUUUGGAUUAAGCUCAGACACAACCUCCAGCUCCACCACACCUAAAGAAACACUGUUGGACAGACAAGAAUCCAUGGUUCCCAACUUAACCAUGGGCCUUAAUUUAGAUUUUCCAAUGUCCAAACUUUCAAAUCCAGAUCAUGGUGCUAAGGUAAUAAGGGCAGACCCUCAAGCCCGGCGGCGCCACUGUUCUGAAACAUUCCUGGCCCCUUCUUCAUUGUCCUCAUGCCCUGUAAGCUCCUCAUCCUCUAUGUGCGUGAUCAGCGAGCACACCCAAGCCAUAGCAUGGCGACUUGGUUUAGAUGGCAUUUUGAGUGGCAAUGGGGACUUGCUAGAUAUCCCAAAUCAGCAUACUAGCCAUGGUUUAACUAACAUAAAUACUACCCAGAUUUCAUCUACAGACCAAGGUCUCAACUAUAUAGACCUAGACUUGGCUACAAGGGAGAGCUCACAUCUUGCAGUUGAUGUUCAGACUACUGGCCAAACAGCAGCACGUCUCUUUUCAUCUGUUUUGGGCAGUGGAGCAUCUGGAGGUGCUGGAGGAACUGGAGGGUUGAGCAGUAAUGCAUCAAAUCUCAACACUUAUGCUAGCAUUGACUUCUACAAGUCAGAGGAGCUACGUUCACACCAAGGCCCCAACAGCAGCAAAGACAGUACAGAAUGUUGAAGCAUUGUCCUGGUCUUCUGGAAUACCAAGGAAUGAAGUCCCAGAGUUUUAUUGCACACACAAUGUGUGGCAGUUUGACUUUUAGAAAACAAACAGGCGGCGAGUCGUGUGUGUGUGCAAGGUCCAGCCGCCUCUGUGGCACUGAUAAACCAUUUUGUCUCUGUUUUUAGUUUGACUCGUUGCAGCAACCAGUAGGAUUGAGUGCCAAAAACUUUCCUUGCUGCCCAGAUUGGUUUUGUAACAAAUAAAAACCACAGCCAAUCGGAGGAGAGGAUGAAAAACGCCUGCCAAUCUGAGAGCCAAUGAGGUCCGGCAUUUGAACAGUUUGGCAAAAGGAUUCAGUCCAACAGUGGAACUUGAGAUCACAAUUCUUGAAUUAAGAACUUAAAAAAAAAAGUGCCUAUUGUUUUGAUUGUAGUUAUUUGAAAGAAGUUUUGCAGCUUGAGUUUGACUGAAGAACUGCUGGGAAGGCAUGAUCAUCAAGAAAGAAAUGGUGGUACUACAGUGAAUUGUUCAGAUGAUGGUGAUGCUCUGUACUGUGCUGUGCUGUUUGGUUAAUUAGUAUAGCAGCUUUACCAUUAGCUUUAGUACAGUACUCUGCACUCUCUUACUACUGACUGUCUCUGUUGAUUCCUUUUCACAACGCUGUCUGUAAAUCUCAUCUCUCACUCUCUGAUUCUUCUUUCUUUUUGCUUCAUUGUUUAACAUUUUUUUUCUUUUUUUAUGUGAAUUAAAUGUCCCUACUAUGCAUUAGUACUUUAGUGCCUAUCUGUAAUUCCAGCCCUCCCUUACGUUUUUUUGUUCUGCCGGUGCUCCUACGGUAGCAUUUACCCCACUGCGCUGUUUUUUCUGUAGUCUUAAGGUGGGGUGUUUCUCUGUGAUGGUACCUGCUGUUACUUACCUCAUGCAAACAUGCUAGCUGAUCAAGUCCAUGGUGGACUGUACAAAUAAUGUUUCAAAUAGGAAUGUGAAAGACAUUAUCAAACAAAAAAAUUCAGUAGAUGUCGACCUUUUUCACUGAUUUCCGUCCUUGGUUUUCUACAAUGGGUAAUAUAUGGAUCAGGGACUUGACUUGAUCAGUGUAAAUGGUAACAUCUGUGUUUAGCAUGUAAUACCAGCCUCCAUAUUGGUUGAUAUGAUCAAAGGCAAACAGUGCCAAAGUUAGAGUAAAAAUGGGCUCUAAUUAUAGUUCUCUCGCCAGUUUUGUAAUCCUUUUCUAUUUUCACUUUCUGGCAUAGUUCUCACUUUAAUUCAGCUUUUAAUGAUGGUUAACUGCUUUGUAAGAUCAAUUGUUCAGUAUAUUUAUGUGUAGGGAGAGGGCUGUUGUUGCACAAUGACCUGCCUCUAAAAAGACUUUUAAACGGUGUAGCUGGAAUCUGAUCCUGAACAUCACAUGCAAAAUAUGUCUAAUAAAGCAUGCUGAUGUGCAGACCUAAUAUAAAGAUAAGAAUCUGUACCAGCAUAUUUUCUUAUUCCUGCCUAUUGCUUGCCAUGUCUUACAGCAAAAACUGUGAAUGCCAAAAUGUUUAAGAUGUCCUGACCUGAUAGUGAGUAUCGUUUCCCUGUUGAACACAGAGACCUUUCUGUAGCAAGUACCCCCCAUAGCUCCCCUUCCCCACCACCCAGAAAAAAAAAUUUUCAUUCUAUUUGAAGAGUCAUAUUUUGCCAUUUUUUUGCACCUCACACUUAUAUAAAAAAUUGGGACAGAAAUAGUGUUAAACUGCAGUCUUUAAGAGAGGCCAGGUAUGGGACAACAUACAUCCCCUUUCUCUGAUCAAGUGGAUAUACAUUAUUGUAUGUCAAAGGUAAUUCAGGUGAUUUUGCCACAUCAUCUUGUAAAAAUAUGUUGUAUUUCUGGAGCAUUCCCACAGUUUGUUAUUUGCUGUUGGUUCUACUAGUGGGGUGGUUUUGGGGUAGUUUUUGGGGUGAAGGGUUAGAGCUACAAUCUUACGUGCUCAAAUUAUGUUUCUUGUAAAUUAGAAUGUCAUAUUGCAGUGUGAGCUGCCCAUUUGUGUUACUCGUGUUUGCCAUGUGUUUUUCUUUGUCAUGGUCCAUAGUGUUUUACAUCUCCUUCAGUAGCACUGGUUUUAUCACAAUAAAUCCACCCUCUAUACACCA